Protobothrops mucrosquamatus (brown spotted pit viper) is the source of this 1530-nucleotide messenger RNA. Its product is annotated as saxiphilin-like. Gene Ontology annotation, cellular component: early endosome; recycling endosome; plasma membrane. Lineage: Eukaryota; Metazoa; Chordata; Lepidosauria; Squamata; Viperidae. The coding region runs from base 1 to 1530 and encodes 509 amino acids. Gene Ontology annotation, biological process: iron ion transport. The transcript is spliced from 12 exons. The record is from RefSeq and is a predicted model, not a curated record.
AUGAAGUUGUUUCCUGUGGCUGUUCUCCUUGUCUUGCCUGUUGUUGCUCAUCUGGCCUCAGGGAAGAAGCUCCGCUGGUGUACGCUUUCCCCCCUAGAGCAGAAGAAAUGCGCUGAGCUCUCCAAAGCCCUUCUGUCCACUUUGCCGCCUGUCUCCAGCAGUACUUUGAAGAGGGUUUCUUGCAUCCUGGCCCACAACACUUACGACUGUAUCAAUAAGAUUCGGGAGAAUAAAGCUGAUGCAGUUUCUUUGGAUGCCGGAGAUGUGUAUUCUGCUGUAAAGCUUUAUGGCUUGACUGUGGUGGCCAAGGAGAUCUAUUUGGAAGGUAGCUGUGUAUUUGCAGUGGCUGUGGCCAAGCGUGGGAUGCUGGAUCUCCAAAGGCUCAAAGGAGUCCGAAGUUGCCAUAAUGGAGCUAGGUGGACUUCAGGCUGGAGCAUUCCCAUGGGCUUCCUCUUAGCUAGGAGUGAUCUGAUGUGGGUCUCAGACCAGCCCCUCAGCCAAGCAAUCAGUGGUUAUUUCAAUGCCAGCUGCAUCCCUGGCAUCGGAGCUACCUAUCCUAAGCUCUGCGCUCUCUGCCAAGGGCCGAAGUCGUACAUCUGGGACAAGAACCACUUCUGCGAGGCUAGCCGUCGCGAACCCUUCUACGGCUCGGAGGGUGCCUUCAGGUGCCUGACGUUGGGGCUGGCGGAUGUGGCGUUUGUGGAUCACCUCACAGUCAUGAGUGCUACAGAGUUGGAACGGGAAGAGUACGAGCUGCUCUGUCCUGAUGGAUCCGCUGCGCCUUUGACGGCCUACUCUACCUGCAACCUGGGCAACGGACCAGGCCGCGCUAUUGUCACACGCCGCAACUUGCAGAAGAUAGUUAAGAAAUUUCUCAAGGUCAUUCAGGUAUUUCCUGGUCUUCCUCCAGUCUACAUCAUCGCCCUGGUGAGAAAGGCUAACCAUCAAGUAAACCGGUACACCUUGAGGGGAAAGCGCUCCUGCCACAGCCACGUGUACAGCCCAGGAGGGUGGCUGCUGCUUUCACAGUACACCGUCGGGGCCCCGGAGAAUGGCAGCUCCAGCUGCAACCUCACCUCUGCAUACCAGAAUUUUUUUUGGAAAGGCUGCAUGCCAGGAGCCAGUGGAAAUCUGUGCAAAGUGUGCAUUGGACAAGAGGGGAGAGGCAAGGGGUCUUCCAGGUGUGCAGCUAAUCAUCAUGAACGGUACUAUGGCAAUCUGGGGGCCCUCAGAUGCCUCUUGGGUGAUCCCGCUGGGAGAAGCUUCGGUGAUGUGGCUCUCUUGGAACAUCAUAACCUACUUCAGAACAUUGACUACCUGAAUAGCUCAGGAUGGGCCACCGGCUACACUCCCAGGGAUUUUGAACUCCUUUGCCCAGACGGGAGCCGAGCAGCCAUAACGGCUUGGAGGACCUGCAACCUGGGCUGUGUUCCUCCCAGCGUUGUGGUGACCCGGCCAGUUACUGUCACUAAGGUCCAUGACUUCCUGGCAAAGUCCCAGGGACGGCACCUGGAGAGAGGCCGGAGGUAG